UGAAUUGUGGGAAAGUGCAGGUCUUCGCCUUCUGUACACGGGUGCUGAUGGCAGCUUUGUUUUUUGCUUGUCUUUCCUCCAAGGAGAUGAUAGAAGGUGACACAGAGCCCAAAAUGUCAGGAAUGAUGCGAAGCUCAGGGCAAAGCUGCCACCAUGCUCCUCAGGAAUACAGAUUCCUGCCUCCUACCGGAGAUGAUGACCUCCCUGGGGACCUACAGUCACUGUCGUGGCUCACAGCUGUGGAUGUGCCUCGGCUGCAGCAGAUGGCAAGCAGCCGGAUGGAACUGGGCAGCCCCAGUGUGCCACAUCCACACCCAGGUGCCUUGACUGGGGCGGCUGACCUGCAUGUGGGUGCCACCCCAGGUCCCCUGCUCCGUGGCCCGGCUGCCAUGGUCCCCAGAGGCAUGCUGGGCCUGGGCCCCAUAGCCAGCCAUAGAGCCAGCGUAAGUCAGAUGAGCCAGCUCCCCUUGGGGGGCCAGUCGUCAUCCAGCCUACAGGAGGUACCACAGCUGUACUCGCCUGCCACCCAACUCCAGUUCCCACUGCCCCAGGGGGCCCAGCAGUGCCCUCCUGUGAACUUCUAUGGCUCUCCAUUUGCAGCACGGCCUCCCUACCCACAGGCCCAUGUGGCGGUACAUUCAUCUCAGGAGCUGCACCCCAAACAUUACCCCAAGCCCAUCUACUCCUACAGCUGUCUGAUCGCUAUGGCCUUGAAGAACAGCAAGACAGGCAGCCUGCCAGUGAGCGAGAUCUACAGCUUCAUGAAAGAACACUUCCCCUAUUUCAAGACGGCACCAGACGGUUGGAAGAACUCAGUGAGGCACAACCUGUCACUGAACAAGUGCUUUGAAAAGGUGGAGAACAAGUCCAGUGGCUCCUCACGCAAGGGCUGCCUCUGGGCCCUGAACCUGGCGCGAAUUGACAAGAUGGAGGAGGAGAUGCAUAAGCGGAAGAGGAAAGACCUUGCCGCCAUCCACCGCAGCAUGGCCAACCCGGAGGAGUUGGACAAGCUGAUCUCAGACCGACCAGAAAGCUGCAGGCGUCCUGGCAAACCAGGAGAGUCUGAGGCCCCUGUGCUAACUCACACCACCACGGUGGCCAUGGCCCACAGCUGUCUGGCUAUCUCCCAGCUCCCACCACAGCCUUUGAUGACCCUGUCCCUGCAGGCUGCUGGGGACUUCCUCAACAUCAGCACCGACAUGAGCACCGAGGUGGAUGCCCUGGACCCCAGCAUCAUGGACUUCGCUCUGCAGGGCAACCUCUGGGACGAGAUGAAGGAAGACAGCUUUAAUUUGGACACACUGGGGGCGUUUGGAGACUCCUCACUUGGCUGUGACUUGGGGGCCCCAGGCCUGACACCUGUCUCUGGUGGCAGUGACCAGUCCUUCCCAGAUGUACAGGUGACAGGUCUCUAUGCCACAUAUUCUACCCCAGACAGUGUGGCCCCAUCAGUGACGACCUCUACUCAGUACCUGAGUGCCCCAGGGAACAAGCCCAUAGCCCUGCUUUGA
This is a messenger RNA of Nannospalax galili (Upper Galilee mountains blind mole rat), 1511 nucleotides long. RefSeq names its product forkhead box N4 (gene Foxn4). The record is from RefSeq and is a predicted model, not a curated record. The coding region runs from base 48 to 1511 and encodes 487 amino acids. Gene Ontology annotation, molecular function: cis-regulatory region sequence-specific DNA binding; DNA-binding transcription factor activity. NCBI's taxonomy places the organism in Eukaryota, Metazoa, Chordata, Mammalia, Rodentia, Spalacidae. The transcript is spliced from 10 exons. Gene Ontology annotation, biological process: regulation of DNA-templated transcription. Gene Ontology annotation, cellular component: nucleus.